AUGUCGUCGAGCAAACCGGUGCACCCUUCGGAUUUGAGAAACAUCUUGAAGGAAAAACACGCGCAGAUGGAAACGAUGAAAGAACAACUGAAAGAUCCAAACAAAAAGAAAGGCGGUGGUGGUGAUAAUGCUCCAAGUGGUGUCGGUAGUGGACUCAAAUCGCCUCCGACGUGGAAAGUUGUUUUAGUCGUCGUGAUCGUCUCCUUGUUAGCGUUAGCGUCGAACCAGUUUCGCUCGGCUGAGAAAGGCAGUCGAGGGAACAGAUCGGACGCGGAACACAUAAACCCGAACAGAGCGACGAGGAAGUGGGGUUCAGCGUUGAAUUUCGAACGAGUUGACGGGAAGAAGUGGAGCACGGAGAGGAUUUUAAAACACUUCCACUUGAAAAAUCCAUCCGAGUUGGUGUUUAGCAAACCGAGCGGGACGUUCGAUGAGUUUAUAGAAGCCAUCGAAGACCCAUCGUCGCACGUGGUGACUUUAGACGUCUCUAGAAGCGUGACGUAUGAUUCAAAAACCGGAAAGCAAUACGAAGUGCCGGUGAUUUCGAAGUCAUCGUACCUUCCGGUAUCGAAAGCGAAAGGAGGGAUGACGUUUGACGAGGCCGUCAACGCGUUUAUUCGCAUGGCGACGCAGAAAGGAUUACACAUUCGGUUCCACGAUCCGAGAAUAUUCAAAGCGGCUUUGAAAAUGUUAGACGUCGAGGUAGAUUACGGUAGAUUACCGGGACCGCUUUUGAUUGAAGCGGAGGUUUUGCCCGGUCCAGAAGCCGUGUUGCCGGAGAUGUCCUGUCAAAUGUUGUAUCCCGAGACGUAUCCGGGAGGACAGCCGCCGAAAAAUUUAAAAGCGGUACAGGUGUCAUCUCUGACAGAUGGGACCAUCGUCGUCCCGUUCGAUCCGGUAUCGUUCGUCGGGGCAGUAUUCGACCACGUCCCUGGUGCGAUAUUAAUGCUCGGCGUGGCAACCAUGCAUCCGUGCGACGACGAGGCGAUCAUACCGAGACCGGGACCGUCCCAAGGCGAACAACUCGGAUCGUUUUUAGGCGAAGAUGGAAUCGAACUCACCGCGGAGGAAAACGCGGAAAUCGAUCAAGACGAACUCAUGCGAGUGAUUAAACACACCGCAAAUGCCAUGGUUGGCGACGACGGGAGAGGACGAAUAGGAAAAUCAGCUUUAGAUGAAGUUUCGUGGAAGACGAACAAAAAGGAGAAUCGAAAACUUUUGCAGUUGGACGCGUUGAACCAACUUUCCGUGGAGGAAACCGAAUUAGUCGCCUUGAAAGACCUGUCCUACCCGAGCCGCGUGGUGCAGUUUUCGGAUUUUCCGACUGGAUACGGCGAAUACGACGUCCACGCCGCGGCAAAACAGUUACAAAUGACGAAAGGUUUGAGUUGGGACACUGGGAGCGACGCGAUGGCGUUGUUGAACAACGGCACGUUCACCGGCGACGUGUGGUUUCCGGUUUCCGCGUGUUAUUUAGGUAAAGGUGGAACACACCCGGGGUAUUUGAGUGAACUCGCGGCAACAAAAUUAGGCUACACAAUUUUCAUUCGCGGCCCAAUCAUGUGGUCCGACGCCGAGGUCAGAAACACGCUGCGGAAAGAACUCGACUCUGGGAAAACCGCCUUUGCGGGAGACUUUACCAACUUACCGUACGGGGAUUACAUCGAAAGGAUGGAAGUGUUUUACAAUCUCGAACCUCCGGCGCCACCGGCGAGGAACCCGGAGAAGAAGAAAGGCAAGAAAGGAUGA
Messenger RNA from Bathycoccus prasinos, 1749 nucleotides. RefSeq lists its product with no specific name. The record is from RefSeq and is a predicted model, not a curated record. The transcript has a single exon. Lineage: Eukaryota; Viridiplantae; Chlorophyta; Mamiellophyceae; Mamiellales; Bathycoccaceae. The coding region runs from base 1 to 1749 and encodes 582 amino acids.